Molecule: messenger RNA, 1815 nt
Organism: Siniperca chuatsi (mandarin fish)
Lineage: Eukaryota; Metazoa; Chordata; Actinopteri; Centrarchiformes; Sinipercidae
Gene: rnf151
Product: ring finger protein 151
Exons: 5
Coding region: 879-1619 (246 amino acids)
Biological process (GO): regulation of canonical NF-kappaB signal transduction; positive regulation of JNK cascade
Cellular component (GO): plasma membrane signaling receptor complex
Molecular function (GO): zinc ion binding
Source: RefSeq, a predicted model, not a curated record
GGGCCCGGGAAGUUGUAAUUCCACGGUUUGGCCACUAUGUCGGAUUAGCUUUAAAGCCCUGCGCACUUCCUGGGGGUUUGAAUGAGCUGGCUCGGCGGUGGAGACUAUAGUUUUUUUUUUGUUUUGUUUUUUAAAUAUUUAUUUCAAAAACCAUACAGGCUUAUUAAACAUUCAAUAUUUCAUGCAGAGCAGGUCAAACAAUUGAACAAAAAUGAAACCAAGAACAAAGAAAGCCAUAAUUACAGAGUUACAGGGUUCAAAGAAAGAGCAUCCAGAUUAUUACAUAGCCAAAGUGCAUUCUUAGAUUUACAGACAUUCAAAGACUCUUUUAAAGAUGACAUAUCAUGAAUAAAAACAUUAAAUAAAGGUUUAAUAUUGCCAAAUUUACAUUUGUGAAUGAAAAAAUUGCCAUAACAAUCAUACUAUUAAUUGUUAAGUCUUUUGAUUUGUCCUCCAGUACAACGCCAAAUUUAACAUCAUUCGGUGGAGACUAUAGUGCGCUUGCUCUAUGGGACGCAAAAGAUGCGUAAAAUCCGGGUAAUUUUUAUUCCGGGAAGUCGAACUUUUUUUGGCUUCAAGUGCCACUGAGCAGCUUUUAAAGGAAUGAACGGGGCCCCGCCUCCUAGGCCGUGUCCAGUUCUCUUUUUAAAUGUUUUUUUGUAUCCAGUUCUCUUUAUACAUCCAUGGUUUGGCCACUAUGUCAAAUUGGCUUCAAAGCACGGCGCACGUCCUGGGGGCUUGGGUACAACAGUUAAUAAUGCACACUGAUUUUAGCAACACAGACAGGCGGGUGUAUGUUCCGUGUGUGACAUGUGAGUGGACCGAUAUGGAGUAAACAAGCGCCGGGCAUGGAAACACGGUGAGGACAGGAGAUUAUCAUGGCAGACUCAGAGGUGUCAACACAGAGUGGGGGCUAUGAUGUGGAGCUGUUUGUGGACACUCCAGACUACGAUCUGAUCUGCACCAUAUGCCAGGGGGUCCUCAGGUGUCCAGUAAGAGCUGCAUGCCACCACAUCUUCUGCAAGAAAUGCAUCUUACAGUGGCUAAAGCGGCAGGAGACCUGCCCCUGCUGCAGGAAGGCUGUUAACCCGAGCUUGAUCUUUGUCAUGUUCAAGCUGAGCAAAUCAAUUGGACGCAUGAAGAUCAAGUGUAAGAAUGAGAUCCGUGGUUGUGCAGAGACCUUCCCCCUCUCGGAGCAGUACUGCCACAGCAUGAGCUGUCUGUACGAGCUCAUCCCCUGUCCGUACCAGGGCUGCCGGGCGCAGCUCCUCCGCAGAGACCUGGACACCCACGCACGCCACUGCGAACACUGGCGUCAGCCCUGCCACAUGGGCUGUGGGACGAUACUCUCCCACCACACCCAGGCUCAACACAACUGCUACAAGCAACUGAGGCAGGAGUAUGAAGCCAGACAGAGGAACCACAGGGCCAUCGCCACCGCCCUGCAGAGAAAGAUGAGGAGGAUGCAGAGCACCAUGGCCCACAUGAAGAGGCAGAUAGGGCUGAUCUGCGAGAGCCUGGAGGUGAUGGACGACCUGCACGAGGUAGAAGAGGAGGACCUAGGAGAGAGCAGUGGCAGCUCCAGUGGGACUCCAAGUAGCAACAACAGCAACUGCUGAGGGACGAGCCAGUUACUGCUGCUGGUUGGCUAAUGCUGUGUAUAAUUUCUGCAUGUGUUCAUCUGCAUGUGUUAAUUUCUUUUUAAGGUGUGUGUUUUUGAAUAUGUAGGUAUAGAAACAUGAUAAAAAAUGAGUGCACUUGUAAAAAAUUUGUGCUGUAGUUUAAUCUGUUUUGUAAAUAAAGCAUUGAACAUUA